Argiope bruennichi is the source of this 609-nucleotide messenger RNA. Its product is annotated as zinc metalloproteinase nas-4-like. The transcript has 4 exons. Gene Ontology annotation, molecular function: metalloendopeptidase activity; zinc ion binding. Gene Ontology annotation, biological process: proteolysis. The record is from RefSeq and is a predicted model, not a curated record. NCBI's taxonomy places the organism in Eukaryota, Metazoa, Arthropoda, Arachnida, Araneae, Araneidae. The coding region runs from base 1 to 609 and encodes 202 amino acids.
AUGGUUCUUCAGUGGAAUCGAGUCUCUAAUCUGAAGCCCUCAGAUUCCAAAACCGAGAUCUUACCACCAGGCCAUCGUGGUGUCCGUGGUCGAAUAGUGGUCGCUCUUGCUGCUUUUGAAUUAGCCAGGAAUACUUGCAUCCGACUUGUUCAAAGAACUAAUGAAACCGAUUAUGUAUCUCUAUUUCGAGGAGAUGGGUGCUAUUCAAUGGUCGGUCGCAUGGGCGGAGAGCAGAAGUUGUCGCUUGCGAGUGGUGGCUGCGACCAAGUGGGAAUUGUAAUACAUGAAUUCAUGCAUGCAUUAGGUUUCUGGCAUGAACAGAGCAGAGUUGACAGAGAUAAUUAUGUGACCAUCCGUUGGGAAAAUAUUCAGCCAGGCACCGAAAACAACUUCCAGAAAUACAACACAUACAUCCAGCAAACAUUGGACGAAGAGUAUGAUUAUGCCUCUCUGUUGCACUACAGCCGCCGAGCUUUCAGCCGCAACAGCCUGGCCACCGUUGAGCCAAAGAACUUUGUAGGAAACUUCAUUAUCGGACAACGUUUGGGACUCAGUCCAACGGAUAUCAGAAAAAUCAACAAGCUGUACAAUUGCUCCCAAUAUUUGUAA